AUGGCGGAUUCUGUUCAUACAGAAAUCGUCGUGGAAAAAUUCAACAGCUUUGGUACAUCAGCCUUUGCCGUCGCCAUCCCUGGAAUGGCCUUGUUGGCAGGCUUGGCGUUUGCUCUGUACUGGAUUUACAAUCUUACAAGAACCCACCGACAUUUUCAUCUACAAGACGACUUGGAAAUUAGUAGCGAGGACGAGGUUAUAUUAGAAGCCAGUUUGGAAACUGAGGAUCUCGAAGAGGAAGAAAUGUACUUUGACGAAGAAGACAGUCUGGAUAUGGAGCAACUCGAUGAAUCUGAUGUUGACUUAGAAACGGAUAUUAACGAAGAAGCUAGACUGGAAGACAGUCUAGAUAUGGAACUAUUCGAUACUGAUGACUUGGAUACGGACCUUGAAGAUGAAUCUAGACUGGAGGACAGGCUAUAUAUGGACAUAUUUGAGGAUACUGCAGAUACUGAAGAUACUGAGUAUACUGAGGAGGAGGAGGAGGAGGAGAAGGAGCCGUGUUUAGAAGUUUACUUACUGAGACAAGGUCUGGAACAAAUGGAAGAAGAAAAACGAAGCUUAGAAGAGGAUUUGGAUAAAUGCCAAGAUCAUGCACGUAAAAUGGAAAACCUCUGGAUCGGAGCUAAGGAAGAGAUCGAACUGCUCCGACGUCAGCUAGUGGAGAAAAAUCUACUGCUGGAAAAGAGAGCAGAGGAGGAAAAGGAAAUGAAAGGUAAAUUUGAAAAGGAAUUGGGCGACAGAGGUAGAAAAAUCGAUAAUCUGCUCCAGCAAAAUGAACAACUUGCAGAUGAAAAGAGGCAGCUGGAAAUGGACUUGAAACUGGCUUUAGCUCAAGUACCAAAAAUGGAAGAGGUCAACAGAGAACACCUGGAGGAAGGAAUGUCACUGAAGGGAGCAGAACUCAGAAUCAAAUUAAAAGGAAGUGAAAACCUCAACGAGUUGCUUGACCUGGAUUAUGAAAACCUCUGUAUGCUGAAUGAAGACUUGAGGAAUUAUAUAGUUGAGAAAGAAAUAGAGAUGGAGCGCACUUUACACAAGGGAGCAGAACUCAGCCUCAAAUUGAAAGAAAGUGAAACCCUCAACCAGUUGUUAGACCUGGAGAAUGGAGGCAUCUGUAGGCUGAAUGAAGACUUGACGAAUGUUUUAGUUGAGAAACAAAGAGAAUUGGAGCGCACUUUACACUGGGGAGCAAAACUCAUCCUCAAAUUAAAAGAAAGUGAAAACCUCAACCAGCUGCUUGAAAUGGAGAAUGGAGACCUCUGUAGGCGAAAUGAAGACUUGAAGAUUGUUUUAGUUGAGAAAGAGAAGGAGGCAGAGCUGCUGAAAGGAGAAAAUAUAAAGAUCGACAAUACUCUUGCCGAAGAGACGGAAAGGCUGCUUAGAACAGUCGAAGAGCAGGUCAGUAACAAUCUGUUAGUUAAGAAGGAUCAAUUGGAAAUAGCUCUGCAUCAAGAACAGAGCCUGCAACGCUUACUAGAACGUCAAGAGGAAGACAUCAUCUCUUUCAGGAAGCAGGAGAGUGAAACCCAAUGGGAUAGAGUGAAAGAUGUUAUUAAUGGAGAUGAAUGA
Messenger RNA from Macrobrachium nipponense, 1572 nucleotides. Its product is annotated as trichohyalin-like. The coding region runs from base 1 to 1572 and encodes 523 amino acids. NCBI's taxonomy places the organism in Eukaryota, Metazoa, Arthropoda, Malacostraca, Decapoda, Palaemonidae. The record is from RefSeq and is a predicted model, not a curated record. The transcript has a single exon.